AUGGAGGCGCCCCGGGGCCGCGGCGGGUUGGCGGCGCUCUGGUGCCUCGGGCUGCUGGGGGGCCUGGCGCGCGUCGCGGGCACGCACUACCGCUACCUGUGGAGGGGCUGCUACCCGUGCCACCUGGGCCAGGCCGGCUACCUCGUGAGCGCAGCUGACCGGAGGCCAGUUCAGAUGUGGUACCCAUGCUGGGCCAGCCUCCUACAGGAGCUCCUGGGAGUGUCCGUGGGGUCCAUGGAGUUUGCAGUCUGGCAAUCUCAGAUGCGAGGGGGGGUGUGGUGUGCAAGUGUCCAUCAGUUUGGUGUCUUUGUGGCCCACAGGCUGCCGGGCUCCCCAUGUGUCCUGCUCAAGGACACAGCCCCCGGGGCGGGCUCGCCCCCCGGCCAGGUGCCCGAGGGCUUCGGGGUGCAGUGCCUCUGCGACGUGGACGAGUGCCAGGUGCACAACGGCGGCUGCCAGCACAGGUGUGUGAACACGCCAGGCUCCUACCUCUGUGAGUGCAAGCCCGGCUUCCGGCUCCACGCGGACGGCAGGACCUGCCUGGCCAUCAACUCCUGCGCCGUGGGCAAUGGCGGCUGCCAACACAACUGUGUUCAGCUCACGGUGACCCAGCACCGCUGCCAGUGCCGGCCCGAGUUCCAGCUCCAGGAGGAUGGCAAGCGCUGCAUCCGGAGGAACCCGUGUACGGAUCAGAACGGCGGCUGCAUGCACACGUGCCGGGCGCUCCGGGGCCUUGCCCGCUGCGAGUGCCACGCCGGAUACCGGCUGGCGGCGGACCGCAAGGCCUGCGAAGAUGUGGAUGAAUGUGCCACAGGCCUGGCCCAGUGUGCCCACGGCUGCCUCAACACUCAUGGGUCCUUUAAGUGUGUAUGCAACGCAGGCUACGAGCUGGGAGCUGAUGGCCGGCAGUGCUACCGGAUCGAGAUGGAGAUAGUGAACAGCUGCGAGGCGGACAACGGCGGCUGCUCCCACAGCUGCAGCCACAGCAGCACAGGGCCCGUGUGCACCUGCCCCCGCGGCUACGAGCUGGACGAGGACCAGAGGACGUGCAUUGAUGUCGAUGACUGUGCCGAUUCCCCGUGCUGCCAGCAGGUUUGCACCAAUAGCCCUGGCGGCUACGAGUGCAGCUGCUAUGCCGGCUACCAGCUUGGCGCCGAUGGCUGCGGCUGUGAGGACGUGGACGAGUGCGCCUCCGGCCGUGGCGGCUGUGAGCACCGCUGCACGAACCUGGCCGGCUCCUUUCAGUGCUCCUGCGAGGAUGGCUACCUGCUGGGCGAGGACCGCCGGGGCUGCAGCCCCCUGGAGAUGCCCGAGGUGGGCCUGGACGGCCACCUGCCCCUGGUGCAGCCCCUCCCGCACAUAGCGGUGCUCCAGGACGAGCUGCCCCACCUCUUCCAAGAUGACCACGUCGGGGCCGAGAAGGAGGCGGCGCGGGGCGAACACACACUGCAAGAGAAGUUUGUCUGCCUGGAUGAUUCCUUUGGCCCAGAUUGCAGCUUGACCUGCGCUGACUGCAGGAACGGGGGGACCUGCCUCCCCAGCCUGCGUGGCUGUGACUGCCCCGACGGCUGGACCGGGCUCAUCUGCAAUGAAGCUUGUCCCCCAGACACCUUCGGGAAGAACUGCAGCUUCUCCUGCAGCUGUCAGAACGGCGGGACCUGUGACCCUGUAACGGGGGCCUGCCGCUGCCCUCCGGGUGUCAGUGGAGCCCGCUGUGAGGACGGCUGCCCCAGAGGCUUCUACGGCAAGCACUGCGCUAAGAAGUGUCACUGUGCCAACCGGGGCCGCUGCCACCGCCUCUACGGGGCCUGCCUCUGUGACCCGGGGCUCUACGGCCGCUUCUGCCACCUGGCCUGCCCUCCGUGGGCCUUCGGGCCGGGCUGCUCGGAGGAGUGCCAGUGUGAGCAGCGGAACACGCGCGCGUGUGACAGGAGGGACGGCAGCUGCGCCUGCAAGGCGGGCUUCGGGGGCGAGCGGUGCCAGGACGAGUGCCAGCCGGGCUUCUUUGGGCCAGGCUGCUGGCAGGCGUGCACCUGCCCCCCGGGCGUGGCCUGUGACCCCGUCAGCGGCCAGUGUGGGAAGCAGUGUCCUGCCGGCUACCAGGGGGAGGACUGCAGCCAAGAGUGCCCGGCCGGGACGUUCGGCAGGAACUGCUCAGGCUCCUGCUCCUGCGAGGGCGCCCCCUGCGACCUGGUCACGGGGCGGUGCCUGUGCCCUCCUGGGAGGACCGGGGCUGACUGUGGGGCAGAUUGUCCUGAGGGUCGCUGGGGGCUCGGCUGCCAGGAGAUCUGUCCGGCGUGCGAGCAUGGUGCCUCCUGUGAGCCUGAGACCGGAGCCUGCCUGUGCCGCCCCGGCUUCACGGGCAGCCGCUGCCAGGACACUUGCCCAGCAGGGUGGUUUGGGCCCAGCUGCCAGAUGCGAUGCUCCUGCGUCAACGACGGGCUCUGCCACCCGGUGACUGGCCACUGCAGCUGCGCCCCAGGGUGGACCGGCCUCAGCUGCCAGAGAGCCUGUGACAGCGGCCACUGGGGCCCCAACUGCAGCCACACCUGCAACUGCAGCGCAGGCCACGGGAGCUGCGACGCCAUCAGCGGCCUGUGUCUGUGUGAGGCCGGCUAUGUGGGCCUGUGGUGCGAGCAGCGGUGUCCCCAGGGCUACUUCGGGCCGGGCUGUGGGCGGCAGUGCCAGUGUGAGCACGGGGCAGCCUGUGACCAUGUCAGUGGGGCCUGCACCUGCCCGGCCGGCUGGAGGGGAACCUUCUGUGAGCGCGCCUGCCCUGCCGGCUUCUUCGGAGUGGACUGCCACCGCGCCUGUGACUGCAGCAGCGGGGUGCCCUGCGACGCCGUAAACGGCUCCUGCCUCUGCCCUCCUGGCCGUCGGGGUCCCCGCUGUGCCCAGACCUGCCCAGCCCACACGUACGGCCACAACUGCAGCCAGGCCUGCUCCUGCUUUAAUGGGGCCUCCUGUGAUCCUGUCCACGGGCAGUGUCACUGUGGCCCUGGCUGGAUGGGGCCCACCUGCCUACAGGCCUGCCCCGCGGGCCUCUACGGCAAGGACUGCCAGCAUUCCUGCCUCUGCCUGAACCGGGGCACCUGUGACCCCGUCUCAGGCCACUGCAUCUGCCCCGAGGGCUGGGCUGGGCUGGCCUGUGAGGAGGCCUCUGCAGAGUGCCCCCCGGGGUUCUCCGGAGCCGGCUGCCAGCACGUCUGCGGGUGCCUCCACGGCGGCCUCUGUGACCGGCACACAGGCCACUGCCGCUGCCCAGCCGGCUGGACCGGGGAUGAGUGCCAGAGCCCCUGCCCGCCCGGCUGGUUUGGAGAGGCCUGUGCCCAGCGCUGCCAGUGCCCACCCGGCGUUGCCUGCCACCAUGUCACCGGAGAGUGUCACUGUCCCCCAGGCUUCACUGGGCCCGGCUGUGAGCAGGCCUGCCCGCCCGGUGCCUUUGGGGAGAACUGUGGGCAGAAGUGUCAGUGUCCCGGCGAGGACCAGGCCUGCCACCCUGCCUCAGGGGCCUGCGUGUGUGCUGCUGGCUACCACGGUGCCGGCUGCCAGCAACGGUGCCCGCCCGGGCGGUUCGGGCCCGGCUGUGAGCAGCUGUGUGGGUGUCUCAACGGGGGCUCCUGUGACGCGGCCACAGGGGCCUGCCACUGCCCACCUGGGUUCCUCGGAACGGACUGCAGCCUCGCCUGUCCACACGGCCGCUUUGGCCCCCGCUGUGCCCACGUGUGCAGUUGUGGGCAGGGGGCGGCUUGUGACCCCGUGACCGGCACCUGCUCCUGCCCCCCCGGGAGGACCGGCGUCCACUGUGAGCACGGUUGCCCCCAGAACCGGUUUGGUGUGAACUGUGAGCACAUGUGCUCCUGCAGGAACGGGGGCCUGUGCCACGCCGCCAGCGGCAGCUGCUCCUGCGGCCUGGGCUGGACUGGGCUGCACUGCGAGCUGGCCUGCCCCGCCGGGCGCUACGGUGCCGCCUGCCGCCUGGAAUGCUCCUGCCGCAACCACGGCACCUGUGAGCCGUCGUCGGGCGCCUGCCACUGCGGCCCCGGCUUCUACGGCCAGGCCUGCGAGCACCCCUGUCCCGCUGGCUUCCACGGGGCUGGCUGCCGGGGGACGUGCGAGUGUCAGCAUGGCGCCGCCUGCGACCCCGUCAGUGGCAGGUGCCUCUGCCCUGCCGGCUUCCGCGGCCAGUUCUGCGAGAAGGGGUGUGAGCCGGGCUCAUUUGGAGAAGGCUGCAACCAGCAGUGUGACUGCGAGGAUGGGGUGCCCUGCGACCCUGUCACCGGCCACUGCAUAUGCCCCCCGGGGCUCAUGGGGGCCACCUGUGACCUGGGCUGCAGAAGCGGCUUCUUCGGGCCAGGCUGUGCCUUGCGCUGCUCCUGCGGGGGUGGGGCUGACUGCGACGCUGUCAGUGGGCAGUGCCACUGCGUGGACGGCUACAUGGGGCCCAUGUGCCAGCAGGGUGGGCCCUCCCAGUUCCCCGAGACCCCAUCCACAGCCCUGGGCCCAGGUAAGGGGGCCGGGGGCAUCCCCACUUUGCCAGGAGGGUGGCAUUUGGUGGCAUCGCGUGUUCGUUACCAGCAGACUGAGGCCAGAGGAGGGGUGAGAAUGGGGCACUUGCGUGUGAUCUGGGCCCCACUGGGUGCUGGGCAUUCCAGAAUCUGGACCGCAGAGACGAGGCGUCGGGGGCAGCUGGGGAGGAGCGGCUGGGCUGCCCCCCUCUGUCGGGCUGGGGCUGGAAGGACAGGAGGGGAGUCCUGAGCCCAGAGCUCUGAAAACGUGGAGAGUCUGCCCCUGCCCCGGGGUGACCUGCUCGUCUCCUGCCCCUUCAGUGGCUUCACAGUCAGCCUCCCACCGCCCCGGUCUCAGCAGCAGCAGCGCAGAGAAGCAGUAGCUCAGGGGCAGCGCCCGCCGAGGCCUGUCUCCCAGGGGCCGCUGAGAGGACCCA
This is a messenger RNA of Globicephala melas (long-finned pilot whale), 4945 nucleotides long. It is a transcript of the gene MEGF6, whose product is annotated as multiple EGF like domains 6. NCBI's taxonomy places the organism in Eukaryota, Metazoa, Chordata, Mammalia, Artiodactyla, Delphinidae. The record is from RefSeq and is a predicted model, not a curated record. Gene Ontology annotation, molecular function: scavenger receptor activity; calcium ion binding.